AUGCGACUUCUAAAUACACUCACACUUGAACUGGUAGAAUUCUUCGAGAGUGACAUUCCUGAAUAUGCCAUUCUGUCUCACACCUGGGAGUCAGAAGAAAUAGCAUUUAAAGAAAUGAAAGGGCGCUCCCCCACCUGUCAACAGAAGAAAGGCUACCAAAAGAUCCAAUCCGCCUGUGCAUAUGCUAACAAAAACGGAUACCAAUACAUAUGGAUCGACACGUGCUGUAUUGACAAAAGAAGCAGUUCAGAAUUGAGUGAGGCUAUCAACUCAAUGUACCGAUGGUAUGAGGAUGCGAAGAUCUGCUAUGCUUAUCUUACGGAUGUCCCAUCAGACGAUAGAAUUCAGGACGCGGACUCGCACUUCAGGAACAGUCGCUGGUUUACCCGAGGGUGGACACUCCAGGAGUUGAUCGCACCACAGACAGUUCACUUUAUUUCCCAAGAUUGGAAGUUCAUUGAUACCCGCGUAUGUCUCAGGAUGUUGAUUUCAGAGAUCACUAGUAUCCCGGUAAUCUGUUUGAGGGACCCUGCACUUUGUGCAUAUACUAGUAUAGCGACAAGAAUGUCCUGGGCGUCCGGACGAAACUGCAGCAGAGGGGAAGACUCUGCAUACUGCCUCCUUGGCCUGUUCAAUGUUAAUAUGCCACUGCUGUACGGCGAGGGCGACGUGAAGGCCUUUGUCCGACUGCAGGAGGAGGUCAUUAAGACUUCAGAUGAUCGAUCUAUCUUCAUCUGGAGCGGCCACUCUGUUUCUUCGAAUGAAAUUGAAAAACACCCUGUAUCGAUGGUGUCUUUCACGGGUAUUUUUGCAGCAACCGCGAAAUGGUUUGAACCAGACCACAGAAGCCAAUUUUCGAAUCCGGACGCCAUCCCACAACAUGAGAUCAUCCAGCCCUACCACAAUACCAAUCAAGGGCUAUUUAUACAGGUGGAAUUAUGCCAUAUAGUGGACGACCUCUUCGUGGCUGGGAUCGCCGGUGCAUCUCCAAAACAAUCUGCUUAUCCUGCCGGAAUCCUCCUGUUGCGGGCGGAUCACUCCAAGAAUCAAUACGUUCGCAUUCGCCCAGACCAGUUGAUUGACUUUGGCGACGACCUGCAGGGUCGUGCCAAGAUAAAGUCAAUAUACAUCAGCGCCUUUCAUAACCAAAUGCACGAUGUCAUUUCGACAUGCAAUGAUGGCUUAAACAAGAAUGUGGAAUUGUUCCUGAGCCGCAGACCCCCUUCAAGCCGACCCCAAAGGCAACCACGCGGUGCAACGAUGCAGAAUUACAAGGCUCCAAUCCCGCAGCUCAGGAACGUCCUACCCUUUUAG
Molecule: messenger RNA, 1314 nt
Organism: Exophiala aquamarina CBS 119918
Lineage: Eukaryota; Fungi; Ascomycota; Eurotiomycetes; Chaetothyriales; Herpotrichiellaceae
Exons: 1
Coding region: 1-1314 (437 amino acids)
Source: RefSeq, a predicted model, not a curated record